ACAAACUCCAAUGGAAGACUAAUUCUUGAAAUGGGGUCUUCACAAAAACAAAUGUAAUAUAGUUGGGGAGAUAGUGUAACUGAUUUUUGCUUCUGUUAAGUUGAACUCCAAUUUUCUGAGAUAUUAGUUGUGACAAAAUGGGGAAACAAGGGUCUCCUAGAGGCCGUCAAGUGGAGAACCAGGAUUUAGAUAUAUCAUUUGGGGUAAAAGAAAAUGAAUUUCGAAGUUUAGAGAUGCAAUACGGAGGUGAUCCUCUUAUAGGAAGAAGGUUAUCAGGGGGAGAUUACAAUUGGGACAAAGUUGUUUUGACCAAAGGGAUGAAAAAUGACUCUGCGAAGUUCACUCCUUGUAAAGGAGUUUAUGUUGGAAAGAGGCAAAUGUGGUGGCUGCAUAGACAUAUUAGGUCUAUUUUUUUCACAUUGUUGUUAAUGGGCUUUCUUUACCUUUUGGAUUCUCUUCUGUUCUCGAUUUUUGACCCUGUGAUGCUACAGAAUAAUUUUUCUUUACAAGGAUCAAGUAAGGCCGAGGUGGAAAUGGUACCGAGGUCAGCAAAAGAAGGUCCGGUGAAGCUGUAUGAAAGGCUACUAAAUCUGGCUGCUUCUUCUCUUGCAGAGAGGGAGUUCAAGCAAGAGUCAUCAAAGUUAUGGGAGGAGCCAUAUCCUCAGGCAUCAUCUUGGAAACCUUGUGCAGAUAAAACUAGUCCACAUGUUGUCAGGGCAGGGAAACCUAGAAACAUCACUGGUUAUAUAUUGAUCAGUGCAAACGGAGGACUAAAUCAACAAAGAGUUGCUGUCUGCAAUGCUGUUGCUGUAGCAUCUCUCCUAAAUGCCACUUUGGUCAUUCCCAAGUUUCUUUAUAGCAAUGUCUGGAAGGAUCCUAGCCAGUUUGGGGAUAUAUAUCAAGAGGACUAUUUCAUGAAUAUGUUGAAGGAUGAAGUCAAUAUCAUAAAGGAGCUCCCUCCUAAUCUGAAACUACUAGAUGUGGAAGCAGCUGGAAGCCUUAUAACUGAUGCAGAUCUUUCAAAGGAAGCUACACCUGAUGAAUACAUCAAGAAAAUACUACCCCUCCUCUUAAGCAAUCGAGUUGUUCACUUUCUAGGAUAUGGAAAUAGACUAGGCUUUGACCCGUUGCCUUAUGAACUUCAGAGACUAAGGUGCAAGUGCAACUUCCAUGCCUUGAAAUUUGUGCCAGAGAUCCAACAAAUAGGUUCUUUACUGGUUAGGCGGAUUCGGAGGUAUGAUUUUGCUAGGAGCACAUUGGAUAAGCAACUUCUUGGAAACUUAAUCCCUCAUGUUCCCUUGAGACACUAUCAUGCAGCAGAAGGCCCUUCCAAGUACCUUGCUUUGCAUUUAAGGUUUGAGAUUGAUAUGGUGGCCUACUCUAUGUGUGAGUUUGGUGGCGGAGAAACUGAGAGAAGUGAACUACAAUCUUAUCGAGAAGUCCAUUUUCCUUUACUUCUUGAGCGUCUGAAGAAAUCAAAGCCUCUUUCUCCACAGGAGCUAAGAAAGACGGGCAAAUGUCCAUUGACACCAGAAGAAGCAGGACUAGUUCUCGCUGGCCUCGGUUUCAAACAUGGAACAUACAUCUAUCUUGCUGGUUCUGACAUAUAUGGAGGUCAAUCAAGGAUGCAAGCUUUAACUACCCUCUAUCUCAACCUAGUGACCAAGGAAGAUCUUCUCACACCAAGUGAACUAGCUCCAUUUAGAAACUUUUCUUCUCAACUUGCAGCAUUAGAUUUCAUCGCGUGUGCAACAUCUGAUGUAUUUGCCAUGACAGACUCAGGAAGUCAGCUAUCAUCCCUCGUGUCGGGGUUCAGAACAUAUUAUGGUGGUGGUCAUGCUCCCACAUUGAGGCCUAGCAAGAAGAGGCUUUCUGCAAUUUUGUCAAGAAAUAAGACCAUUGGAUGGCACAGUUUCGAGGGGAAGAUAAGAAAGAUGAUUGAUGAAGGUCAGAGAGUGCAGGUGAGAGGUUUGGGUCGUAGCAUUUAUCGACACCCCAGAUGCAAAGAGUGCAUGUGCAGGCAUUAGAGGGAGGGUGGUCAUAGUUUUCCCUCAACAACUCGAAUUCAUACUCCCAACAUUGAAUUGUUUGUCCACUUUUGUAUCAUAUCCCAGGGGAAAAAGUGCAGGAGGAUAGGAAAUUAGUCCCAUGCAUACUGUGACACUAAUUUUUGGUGAAUAAAAAAGCACCUUUAUCAUUGCAACAAUUCCUUCUUACUUUUUCUGUUAUCGCAAAAAUUAGGAAG
Messenger RNA from Solanum tuberosum (potato), 2245 nucleotides. RefSeq lists its product as uncharacterized. The transcript is spliced from 10 exons. Bases 138 to 2027 code for a protein of 629 amino acids. NCBI's taxonomy places the organism in Eukaryota, Viridiplantae, Streptophyta, Magnoliopsida, Solanales, Solanaceae. The record is from RefSeq and is a predicted model, not a curated record.